AUGGAUCCGAUUGAAACUCCCAAAGUCAAAAUCGAAAAUGACGAAGUAUUGAAGUCUGAAGAGAAGAAUAAAACUGCGCUUUCUUGGCCCCAAAAGUCUACUGCAGAAUCAAAUAACAUCGACGAAGACACCUGCUCAGUCCAAAGUUCGAUACGAACGGAGAUCACACAACAGUCUGAAAAUAGCCCCGAGGCUAUGGAUUCUGAAUCCCAAUAUCCUGCAGAAUUGGAACACCUCUUGAACCCUACCGCCUACUAUGAUAAGUUGGAUGAGUUGGAAGCUCAGAUUGCUAGAAUGUUGUGCCUGGAGAAAGAUCCUAAUACACACAUUUUGACUACUUCUGAGGCCUUUGGAAUCUCCGAGCAAAACUCUGAUACUAUUCUCGAACUCCAAAGCAAGGGCUUUUUGAAUACACUUAGCUGCGCUAGCCGUGCUAUUUCUCAUCUACAGACAGAAGGAUUCUGUGGAGGUAUGUUCUCCAUCUUCGUCGAAGAUGAGCUCCACACGCACAUUGCCAAUGCUGUUCAUAUAUCCCUUGAUAAUAUGGAUGAUUUGAAUAUAAGCCCCGACAUGCAUGCAACCAAUAUUUUCCGCCAUAUCAUGAAAGGGAAACCGCCUGGCAUGAAUCCACCCUCAAGCCCUUUCAUCUUCAACUUUUUGCGAAAUAUUUUACCACUUGCGCUUCUUUCUUUUACUGGAUCCCAUGUUUGUCGUUUUGACCUGAGCUUGUGGGGUCAACUUAAACAUGACGAGAUUCCUGUCGGACUUGGGCUCUCUUUCAGGCCCAGAGAAUUGGCCUGCUUGAAGGACUUCAUUGGAGGGCCUGUAUGGGUCCUUGGAAAAGCUAGAGAUCAACAGAUACAGGAGGAGGGAUUAAAAUUAUCCUUGUCCGUCCAAGAUCUUCAAGAACUGUGGGGACCAGUCUGGCUGGUGGGAGGAGCAGCCGAUGAAGGACCAAUCAUCCGAACAGAACGAGGCUUCAUCGCGCCUUUGCCACGAGAGGAACAAGCUCCAAACUUUCAAAAGAACGGGGAAAUAAAUUGCCAUUGGACAAAAGACGUUCCCGAAUACAUCGAUAGAGAGGAUCGAAUUCUGCUGAAUGGCAACUCUCGGAUUCUCAUUGGUAGUGAUCCAAGGAUCGCUGGCGGACUUGCAGUUAAUCUGAAUUGCAAAUCUCAGAUAAGUUAUAUACAACAGCAGAUAUCACAUCAGUUCCAAAUUCCAGGAGCCUGCAAUGACUAUAAUAUACUGGAGGGCCAUGAAAUACCGCUCACUGCAGGCCAUCUGGUCAAGGCAGGAGUUAACAUUAAAAUAAAGCGAAUGCCAGGAACGACACACAAAGGCAGAUUGCUUUCAAGGUGUUGCAAUGCUGAAGCGGAUAUCUGGCCUGUGCUGAGCCUUCGGGUUGGUUUGGAAAUAAGUGCAUGCACUGGAAAUGCCCGGCGAAUUACCCUCUGGGAUGCUCUACGUCUAUCUCAAACAAAGGAUCAGACACAAAAUGUCCCGUUUUGCAACCACGAAAUUCCGGACCCAAAAUGCAUUCAAAUGUGCUGGACAAGACUGCCUUCCACAGCUGCAGAUUCCUUUUCAACAAUGGAAAUUGCACCCCCGAGCGAUACCAUCCUCAACUGCCCCGUCCAUAAAAGACUUCAAGAAAAAACCCUCACCAAAGAUCAAAUACGCCAGGCCAUCGUUUCAUCAAUACAAGAACUGGAGUUUACAGGAAUUGAUGUCGAAGGGAAUCUUCAAGCUUAUUGGCCUUUCCUGAGGGCUCCGACAAGUCGUCGUAUUGUACCAACCCGCUUCAACAAAUGGUUGGACAUCUUGGCUGAUACUCGUGACAUGUCUACAUUCGCUGUUGUCAGUCAGAGAUGCCUCAAUUUUCGGGAAGGUUGUGCUGCGAAUGAAUCCCUUUCGGAGAUUUGCACUGAAAGCUACCGAGAUCCAAUUCAAAAGACGUGUCUCUCACUACGGGUUGUACCUCGACCUGUAUCUGAAAACGCAAAGCCCCGUAGGCGCUUCAAGAUCAGACUAUUAACCCCACUAGGUUCCUGCUUGACAGAUCUCAACCCUGGCUCAGCAUUUCGUAUUGGUACAAGGCAACUUUUUGUGAAGAAAUCGUGGCAAUGCCAGCAGAAGAUUAUGGUUGCAUAUACCAGUUCCAAGUUUGAUCUCAGUUCAAAGUGGACAGGAGUUUUGGAAUUUAAAGAGGAGCUAAACCCCGAGAUCAAGGGGUUGGAAGCCAUCGAUGUUAUUAUCUGUUCGAAGGAGUAUGGUGACAGUUGA
Penicillium manginii is the source of this 2286-nucleotide messenger RNA. RefSeq lists its product as uncharacterized. Bases 1 to 2286 code for a protein of 761 amino acids. Lineage: Eukaryota; Fungi; Ascomycota; Eurotiomycetes; Eurotiales; Aspergillaceae. The transcript has a single exon. The record is from RefSeq and is a predicted model, not a curated record.